Molecule: messenger RNA, 822 nt
Organism: Sesamum indicum (sesame)
Lineage: Eukaryota; Viridiplantae; Streptophyta; Magnoliopsida; Lamiales; Pedaliaceae
Source: RefSeq, a predicted model, not a curated record
GUAUAUAUAUCCUGACGAGCGACGACCCUUUCCUCCAAGUUCUUGCAUAUUCCCCCUGAACCAGAUUCCUUCGCAAUUGGGAAGGAGAUUGGAGAAAGACGUAGAUUUUGAAGAGGGGAAGUAGGCGAGACUCGGAGUUGAAUUGAUUGCGUUUUUUCCUCUUAGCCAAGUUACUUGUGCGUGGACUGACUCACAACCGUUGAUAAAGAUUGAGGAGCUAUGGCUGGGGUUAUAAGCAAGUUCUUUAUUGCAUCCAUGCUUAUGUGGGCAGCUCCUAUCGGAAUUCUAUAUGGUUUUAACCAUAAUUUAUUCCCUGGUUCUACUAACUUGUCUCCAGAGUCCAUGACACUAUGGAGUGGAAUCCUUGCUGUCAUCUCUGUCAAUGUGGUAAUAGUGGUCUACAUUUAUGCGGCCAUGAAAGAGCCAUCAGACAAACAUGAGCCAGAUCCUAAAUUCCUGGCGGAUGCAAAGGCUAGCAUAAAGCAGUCUGGAGGAACAGAUGUGGACUCAUCAUCUGACCGUGCGAAACAAGAAUAGCUGAUGUUAACUAAAUACUUGGCAGUUCAGCUUUAGUCUUAAUACAACUGAAUGGAUAAUGAGCAUAAGCCCUUGAUCCACAGCUAGAGAGAACUCAGAGACUUUAUGAAUGAGCACAGGGGUGCAGAGAUUUUGGCCUUGGUUUUAUGUUUUAGAGGACUUGUCUCAAUUAUUAUUUUGACGUCAUAUGUACCAAGAAUGAAAGGGGUACCUCUUUAUUCCUGUUUGAAUGUUCACUUUCAGAGCCUAUGGGCAAUUGAUAUUGGAUUUUCCUUUCUUUUCAUA